AAUGAUGGGCUUGGUUGGCUUCUGACAUGCCCAGGACUUAAAUAUGGCCAUAAUCUCUCACAUCUCAAGAAUGAUUCUUGAGCGAUGGGGAAACAAGCAUACUUGCAACAUACUUAAUAACUUAAAAAUGACGUUUUUACAAUGGAUCGAGCAGCAACACGGUCGUUCCCACGCCGGCCUGUCCAGUGGAAUCGUCCAAUGACAAGACGGAAGCCCGAAAUAUCUCGCAUUGACUUACACACCAAAUACCAAAGACGCUUCGAAGAUGAAGGAACAAACCCUAGUCUUCUCUCCACCUUCCUCAGCAUCCCUGAAUUUUCACCUCGGCUGGAUUAUGAACUCCCUGUCUUCAAGAACAUACUCGAUGAAACGAUCUUGAAAAGAAUUUGCGAAGGAAACUUCGAAACGCCGAGUAACUUAGCAGCAUGGCUCCAUGAUCGAGAUCUGUCAAACAGACCAAGAGGUUACAAUGGAUCACUCUCACUCCUGGAUUUCGAUCUCCACCUCAGUUUGAAGAGACUCGGCGAGAAAGGUCUUCCGGACGCUGAUACCCGCAAAAUCUGUAUCAAUAAUCCCUGUCAAUGGACACUUGGGGUUCUGGCCGUUAGAGCUCCUGAACAUCAAGCCCCGGUCAUCAGAGACUUCAUAUUCAAGCAUCUCACAGCUAGAACCUCUGUUAGUCUUGACACCGUGGUUGAUGGUGGCUUCACUCUGGAGUUCCACUUGGCCUACCCGGUGUGGACAAGAGACCCAUCUCCACGAAGAGAUCAGCGGGUUACUGGAGACGGACUUCCUCUACGCAAGUCCACCGACUUAUCGUUUCUACCAGGCGCUCAAAGGUCAGACCAGAUCACACAUGGCUUCGACUAUCUACACGAGGCUCAAACAUCAAUCUGUGUUACUGGACGGGAUACAUCUCAGUGGACAGCCAUCCGCCUGACGGAUUCUUAUUUCGAAGAUGAUAGCGACCCGAACAAGGAAUACUUGCUACCUUUCUAUGUCGCCGAUCCCUAUCCUGACCAAGAUAUGACUAGUUGCGAGCUAGAUGCAAUCAGCAUUGCAAAUUUGACAGCUGACAAUGUUUCGGUUACGGAUCCGCGUGAAUACUUUCUUUUGGUAGUAAAGUUCCACGUAGCAAGAAUCACUGAGCAUUGGACAAACGUACUGUUUAAGCUGAAGGACAUGAUUGAAGAAUAUUCCACAUAUACCUUUGGUUCGGAGAGAGUCCUCACUUGGCACCAUGCGCGGUGAAUCAUAUGCCAUCGAAGCAAGUGAGGUGUGGCUCGGACAAACCAGUGACCUUGUGAUCCAAUGGAUUCUCCUUCUCACUAAGACAAUCAAAGCCUGGGAUAAGUUUUUCGAUCGGGACAUCAGCCGUAUUGUGUGUCA
This is a messenger RNA of Colletotrichum phormii, 1389 nucleotides long. RefSeq lists its product as uncharacterized. The coding region runs from base 142 to 1251 and encodes 369 amino acids. The transcript has 5 exons. NCBI's taxonomy places the organism in Eukaryota, Fungi, Ascomycota, Sordariomycetes, Glomerellales, Glomerellaceae. The record is from RefSeq and is a predicted model, not a curated record.